UUUUUGGUCACGUGGUCAAGUCAGAACCAAGUUUUGGUGUGCGAUGGUUUCGUGACGCCAUUUUCGGCUGAACGGAAACGCCAACGAUAAUCGACUCUUUAUUUUUUUUCGAACAUUCAGGCGCAACCUCGGGCAGUGCUGCUUCAGCUCUGGCGAUAGCUGAACGACCGGAAUGAGCUACCAAAUGCAGUCGGGGGCACAAACUGCUGCGCGGUCAAUGAGCCAUGGCAAUUACUCCAAUCCUGGUGAUGUACCUGUCAACCCUAAGGAACAGACCAUUCUCUGGCAACAAGGAAAUUACCUUGCGGAUUCUGGCAUUCACUCUGGUGUUACAACUCAGGCACCCUCCAUAAGUGGCAAGGAGGAAGACUUGGGUGAUGAGCAGAUGGUUUUUGAUUGGGAGCAGCCUGGCUUUGGUCAAGGGUUUACACCUGACCAAGUAGAUGAGAUGAAUCAGCAGCUGAGCCAGACUCGAUCGCAGAGGGUGCGCGCCGCAAUGUUUCCCGAAACACUGGACGAAGGAAUCGAGAUACCGUCGACUCAGUAUGACCCUGCACAGCCAACUGCGGUGCAGCGUUUGUCUGAGCCGUCGCAGAUGUUGAAGCAUGCUGUUGUGAACCUCAUCAACUACCAGGAUGAUGCCGACCUGGCUACUCGAGCGAUUCCAGAGCUAAUAAAAUUGCUGAACGAUGAAGACCAAGUUGUUGUUAGUCAAGCAGCGAUGAUGGUCCACCAGCUGUCGAAGAAGGAGGCCUCUCGCCACGCUAUCAUGAAUUCUCCGCAGAUGGUAGCGGCUUUGGUAAGGGCCAUGUCCACGUCCAAUGAUCUGGAGACCACUCGAUGCGCUGCGGGGACCUUGCACAACUUGUCCCAUCACCGCCAAGGUUUAUUAGCCAUCUUCAAAUCUGGAGGGAUACCGGCUCUGGUGAAAUUACUUAGCUCGCCAGUGGAGUCUGUACUUUUUUAUGCGAUCACCACGUUGCACAACUUGUUGCUGCAUCAAGAAGGCUCUAAGAUGGCUGUUCGUCUCGCUGGUGGCCUUCAAAAAAUGGUGUCCCUUCUUCAGAGAAACAAUGUCAAGUUUCUGGCCAUUGUCACAGACUGCUUGCAGAUUCUUGCCUACGGAAACCAAGAAAGCAAGCUGAUCAUCCUGGCCAGUGGUGGGCCAGCAGAAUUGGUCCGUAUCAUGCGUUCCUAUACCUAUGAAAAGCUUCUUUGGACCACUUCAAGGGUGCUCAAGGUGUUGUCCGUGUGUUCUAGCAACAAGCCGGCCAUUGUUGAAGCAGGUGGAGUGCAGGCCACGUCGAUGCACCUGGGGCAUCAAAGCCAGCGGCUAGUGCUGAAUUGCCUGUGGACGUUGCGCAACCUUUCGGAUGCUGCACUCAAACAGGAGAGCCUAGAGCCUUUGCUGGCCAGUCUGGUCCAGCUGCUGGCAAGUGGUGACAUCAACGUGGUAACUUGUGCUGCGGGCAUCCUUUCCAACUUGACCUGCAACAACCACCGCAACAAAGUGACCUUGUGUCACGUAGGGGGCAUCGAGGCCCUUGUACGCACAGUUAUCCAGGCAGGAGACAGAGAAGAGAUCACAGAGCCUGCUGUGUGUGCAUUGCGGCACUUGACCUGCAGACACCCGGAAGCCGAGCUAGCGCAAAACUCUGUGCGGCUCAACUAUGGCCUGCAAGUGAUAGUGAAGCUUCUGCACCCUCCAAGCCGCUGGCCCCUGGUCAAGGCUGUCAUUGGGUUGAUCCGCAACUUGGCCCUGUGCCCAGCCAAUCAUGCACCGCUGCGCGAGCACGGGGCCAUUCCACGCCUUGUGCAACUGUUGCACAAGUCCUAUCAGGACACUCAAAGGCAACGUUCCAGUGUGGCUUCAAAUGGCAGUCAACAAGGAGCGUACUCAGAUGGGGUGCGCAUGGAGGAAAUUGUCGAAGGCACAGUUGGGGCUCUGCACAUUCUAGCGCGAGAAACUCACAACCGAGCCAUCAUCCGCGGCCUCAACGUCAUUCCAGUGUUUGUGCAGCUCCUGUACAGCGACAUCGAGAAUAUACAACGUGUUGCCGCUGGAGUCCUGUGUGAGCUAGCAGCCGACAAAGAAGGCGCUGAGAUGAUUGAAGCAGAUGGUGCUACUGCUCCGCUCACAGAUCUUCUGCAUUCCAGAAAUGAGGGAGUUGCCACAUAUGCGGCUGCAGUCCUUUUCCGCAUGUCAGAAGACAAGCCACAGGACUAUAAGAAGCGGCUCUCGAUGGAGCUGACCAAUUCGCUGUUCCGCGAGGAUGCCGGACCGUGGGGAGGCACGGGGCCAGAUAUGGACAUGAACCUGGAUGCCUAUCAUGAACAAAUGUACUCUGGAAGCCAAGGACCUCCUAGUGGGCGUCACAAUCCUUACUCUCAGCAGGGUUAUGACACCCAAGUCCCCAUAGAUUCCAUGCAAGGACUUGACUUGGGGCCAUCACAGGGUGGACAUAAUUACACCCCGAUGGACACAGGCAUGGACCUUGAUGCCCCGGGAGACCUUAAUUUUGACCCUCUUGACCCUUCCCUUCCUGCACCAGCUCAGCAAGACAGCAGUGGCCAGCUAGCUGCAUGGUAUGACACUGAUCUAUAAAAUUCCAGGAGCUGUUGGCCGAAGGCUCGAAUAUGGCUCCUCCCACCCCCCUCAUCCUUCCUUUUUAAUCUUUUUUACUGCUUUUCUGGAGCAGCUAGUGUGUGCUUUUCCCUUGAACCAUACAUUUGGGGCAAGCAUGGAUUUUGAUCCCUCUAAGAGUGGUGUACAAGGGGGACAAUUUUUGCGGAGAAUCUUUGCUCUUAAUGCUGUUGGUUCGGGAGGCACCUUGCAGAGACGAAGAUGAUGGAGCAUGCCAGCGAUGUCAAGCAUUAAGGCCACUAUUUUAACCAAGGUCCCAAAUUUUAAUAGUGGCAUAUUUAUGGGAUCUCCAUAAUGAUGGUUGGUGGCAGCCUCCUGUUUGCCUUUCUUUCUUGUAUUCAUUUUUAAGUAAUCAUUUGAGUUCCCUCUCAUAUUUUUUAUUCCUGUUCUGUGCAGUCUAUGCUGUGCCAAUUUGAACUCUGCUGCUUGAAGCAGUGUGAGCUUCGUUUUGUGUGUAUCGUUUCUUUUACGUGCCACAUUUGUUGUUUGUACUUUUCAUAUUAAGUGUCCUUUCAGAUGGUAAUUAUACGCUCAUAUUUGUUACUGUCCAGAUACAAGGAAUGUGUAGUAUUCCAUUUGUGUUCCUUGUGCCCCGUCUGCUGUGGCUGUUCUGUUGCAAUAUCAAAAUCUUCCCACUACUGGUUUGUAUUUCGGACAUUUAUAUCAACCAGGUGAUACAUUUUUACUCUUUAUCUUAGACAUACUCGUAUUUACUAUCCAGCAUGUGUCUGUGCAACAUCUAAACGAGAAUAGAACAAGUUUUGUUUGUAUUAGGUGGCAUAAGGCAGUGUGGGUAUACUUGAAAUAUUAUUUUCUGUAUAUGUGUCUGUGCACUGUAUUCAAUAAAGUAGACAGCAUAAACUUG
Rhipicephalus microplus (southern cattle tick) is the source of this 3509-nucleotide messenger RNA. RefSeq names its product armadillo (gene arm). The record is from RefSeq and is a predicted model, not a curated record. Gene Ontology annotation, biological process: cell adhesion. Gene Ontology annotation, molecular function: cadherin binding. NCBI's taxonomy places the organism in Eukaryota, Metazoa, Arthropoda, Arachnida, Ixodida, Ixodidae.